Messenger RNA from Micropterus dolomieu (smallmouth bass), 2949 nucleotides. RefSeq names its product leucine-rich repeat-containing protein 19-like. Lineage: Eukaryota; Metazoa; Chordata; Actinopteri; Centrarchiformes; Centrarchidae. Gene Ontology annotation, molecular function: signaling receptor activity; protein binding. Gene Ontology annotation, cellular component: plasma membrane. Gene Ontology annotation, biological process: positive regulation of non-canonical NF-kappaB signal transduction; interleukin-8 production. The record is from RefSeq and is a predicted model, not a curated record.
CUAUUCAGCUAAUAACUAUUACUACUACUAUUGUAGCAUUCAGUGGCUUUAUUUCAGUUACUUCAACAAAUGUAGUAAAUUUAAACAAUGUCACUUAAUUAUUUUUAAUACACAUUCAGACUUUACCCAGCCUAACUACAUACUGCAGCUACACCAUGAUCCUGCUCACUCAGAAUUAACAUAUAAUCUCCAUGUGAUGAUGAAUUAUGUUCCAUCAGUGCGACUAAUCACAUCAUGAAUUAUAGAGAUAAUUAUUCACUGAGUCUACGUGUCUUAAGCUUCAUACCAAUUUAACAGUUUAAAAUGAGAUUACACAUUAUGUGCAAUAAACAUUUUAGUGUAACUGCUCUAACAAAGUGACAGAUGUCUUGUGUGCACAGAGUCAAAAUAUCUUGGUAAGCUGAGGCGUUAACAUUUCCCUUCAGUGCAACUAAGGGGCCUAGGCCAACACCAGAAAAACAAACCCCAUAGCGUUAUCUCUCCUCCACCAAACUUUACAGUUGGCACAAUGCAGUCAGGUGGGUGACGUUCUUCUGGCAUUCACUAAACCCAGACUCGUCCAUUAGACUGCCAGAUAGAGAAGCAUGAUUUGUCACUGCACAGAACACAUUUCCACUGAUCCACAGUCACAGUGGUGUGCUUUACACCACUCCAUCAGACGCUUGGCUUUGUGCUUGGUGGUGUAAGGCUUUCAUGCAACUGCUCGGCCAUGGAAACCCAUGCCAUGAAGCUGCCAGCGCACAAUUUUUGUGUUGAUGUUAUUGCCAGAAGAAGUCUGGAACUCCGCAGUUAUUGAGUCAGCAGAGUGUUGGCGACUUUUACGUACUAUGCACCACAGCACUCCGUGACCCUGAUCUGUAACUGUACAUGGUCUGAGUUGUUGUGGUUCCUAAUAAAUAUCACUAAAAUAUUAAUACCACUUACAGUUGAUUGUGAAAUUAAUUUAGGAGGGGAGAAAUUUCACGAACAUUCACUGUAGUGAGCUCUUUAGAACGACCCAUUUUUUCACAAAUGUUUGUAAAGGCAGACUGCAUGGCUAGGUGCUAGAUUUUAUAUGCCUGUGGCAAUGGGACUGAAUAAAACACCAGAAUUCCAAAAAAUAAACAAUAGAGAAAGAUUUGUUGAGUGAAUAUAUCUGAAUGUUAAUUGUAUUCAUUGCACCGAGUGUACCAACCAAAAGGGAACCUCAUUCAGUGUAUGUUAUAGUUUAUUGAUCUGACUUUUUGAGAUAUACGAUAAUUUAGACAUUUAAUACAAUGGUUGAAGGUCAGAGAGUGUAAGAAGGCUGACAUUUUACUACUUCUUAUAUAAACAGACUACCAGUGUGACAACUCAGCGUCAUCCUCAAACUUGAUGUAAGAUUGCCAGCAGAGUAAAGUAGUUUAAAGCUACAAGUAGUACCAUGGCAGUACCAUGUAAACAUUACACUAAUACUGAAGUAAUAUGAGGUAAAGUAGAGCUGUAUCAUAUAAGGUUUAAUCUACAUUAAUACCUCCAGCAGUUCUUCAUUUGUUGCUGUCAUGGUGAAAUACUUCUCUUGCUUUGUAGCCGGCAUUGCCUGGACAACCUCGUCAGCAACCCGCCUUUCUCUCCUGAUCUCUUCUUCGAUCGCCCUGAUUGACUCCUCUCUCCUGCACAGCAAACACAGCAGCGUGGUUAGGAUAAUGGAAAGGUGCCGGCAACCACUUCUACUGCUGUGGUUGACUGCAGUGGUAGCAAUGAAUAUACUGGGAAGUAAUGCUUCGGUUGUGGAAGAAGACAAACUGCAGGUCAAGAAUUUGACCAACCAUCUUCUGCAAGUUAUUCCUCAUUGUGACAACAGCUCCUCUGUUACUAAACUGGUGAUUGAGCGGAGCCUGAUUACCUUGAAUAAGGCUGACAGACUAGCCCUGGCUAGUUACUCCAGACUGGUAGAACUCCACCUGGAUGGUAACCUGGUGACCACUAUACCAGCCAAGUACUUCUCUGUGGUACCACACCUCAGAGUGCUGUCUCUGUCCCAGAACAAAAUCAGCAGCCUGGACCCAGAGUCUUUCUCUGGCCUAGAUGCCCUGACAAAGCUGGAUCUGUCCCACAACCUGCUGACAAAUCUCCAUACACAGCUAUUCAGACGGCUAAAUAAUCUACAGGUGCUGAAUCUACAGGAAAACCCCUGGAAUUGUUCCAGUCUGCUGCUGAGCAAUAUUAGAGAUGUCAAAGAAACAGGAGUUACAAUUGGGGGACCACAAGUCACCUGUGCUUCUCCAGAAAAUCUGGCUGAGAGAGAUUUUGGGGAACAAAAACCACCAGCACCCGUCCACUCUCAGUCUUGGGGCUCAUCCACUAUGCUGAAGACCACAUUGACAUCAACAAAAAACCACAACAUUGACAAAGACCAGACACCUGUGCUUGGCAACACAUGGAAGUUCACAGCAUGUGUUGCAGCCUUAGCGCUAAGCACCACCAUGCUCAUCGUAUGUGCCAUAAAGGGGCCUUCCUGGUACAAACUCUUCCACAACUAUCGUCACCAGAGACUGCAUCAAGAAGAUGAGGAGGAGGACGUUAUGUCAACAGCCCUGUCAGAGGCCUGUACCAACCAUCAAACAUUCACCUUCGAGCAAGAGAAUGGGCAGAUGGAGGAUGAUGGGUAUUUUGAGGAUCCAUACAUCAGGAGGGAAUAGUAACACGCAGGAGACAUCAGCAGAACCGUGAAGUAGCAAACAGCAGCUGUCACUUGUGUACUCUGAAAACUAGGUGCUCCCUGUGGACUGUUGGUAAAGGAAUAAUUCCUGUAUAUGGGAUAUGUACAGUAUACAUCACCUUAGGUUGAUAAGCUGACAGCCGAAUACAAUUAUUUAGGUAUUUGUUUUCUAAGCACUGGUUAGACUAAAAAUUUGUCAUGGCUCUGUGACUCCUACUGGAAGACUGUUGAAUGUUGGUUAUCAAGUAAUUAAAACUCAUUGUACCGUU